AUGUCCAGAUCCGGGGACAGGACCUCCACCUUCGACCCCAGCCACAGCGACAACCUGCUGCACGGCCUCAACCUGCUGUGGAGGAAGCAGCUGUUUUGCGACGUGACCCUGACGGCCCAGGGCCAGCAGUUCCACUGCCACAAGGCCGUGCUGGCCUCCUGCUCGCAGUACUUCCGAUCGCUCUUCUCCAGUCACCCCCCUCUCGGGGGAGGGGUCGGCGGCCAGGACGGCCCGGGGGCCCCCAAGGACCAACAGCAGCAGCCGCCGCAGCAGCAGCCGCCGCAGCAGCCGCCGCCGCCGCAGGAGGAGCCCGGGACUCCUUCCUCCUCCCCCGACGACAAGCUGCUGACCAGUCCCCGGGCCAUCAACAACCUGGUGCUGCAGGGCUGCUCGUCCAUCGGGCUGCGCCUGGUGCUCGAGUACCUCUACACGGCCAACGUGACCCUCUCCCUGGACACUGUGGAGGAGGUGCUGUCGGUCAGCAAGAUCUUGCACAUCCCCCAGGUCACCAAGCUCUGCGUGCAGUUCCUCAACGACCAGAUCUCGGUGCAGAACUACAAGCAGGUGUGCAAGAUCGCCGCGCUGCACGGCCUGGAGGAGACCAAGAAGCUGGCCAACAAGUACCUGGUGGAGGAUGUGCUGCUGCUCAACUUCGAGGAGAUGCGCGCCCUGCUGGACUCGCUGCCGCCCCCCGUGGAGUCGGAGCUGGCGCUCUUCCAGAUGUCCGUGCUGUGGCUGGAGCACGACCGCGAGACCCGCAUGCAGUACGCGCCCGACCUCAUGAAGCGCCUCCGCUUCGCGCUCAUCCCGGCCCCCGAGCUGGUGGAGCGGGUCCAGUCAGUGGAUUUCAUGCGCACCGACCCGGUCUGCCAAAAGCUGCUGCUGGACGCCAUGAACUACCACCUGAUGCCCUUCAGGCAGCACUGCAGGCAGAGCCUGGCCAGCAGAAUUCGCUCUAACAAGAAAAUGCUGUUAUUGGUUGGUGGAUUGCCUCCUGGGCCGGACCGGCUCCCCAGUAAUUUGGUUCAGUACUACGACGAUGAAAAGAAGACAUGGAAAAUCCUCACAAUUAUGCCAUACAACAGUGCCCAUCACUGCGUUGUGGAGGUGGAAAACUUCCUGUUUGUGUUGGGUGGAGAGGACCAAUGGAACCCUAAUGGAAAACACAGUACAAAUUUUGUCAGCAGAUAUGAUCCCCGAUUUAAUAGCUGGAUACAACUUCCGCCCAUGCAAGAACGAAGAGCCAGUUUCUAUGCAUGUCGGUUGGACAAACAUUUAUACGUUGUUGGUGGACGGAAUGAAACUGGCUACUUGUCCAGCGUGGAGUGCUAUAACCUAGAAACAAACGAGUGGCGUUAUGUGUCUUCUUUGCCACAGCCCCUGGCAGCUCACGCGGGAGCAGUGCACAAUGGGAAAAUAUACAUUUCAGGGGGUGUACACAAUGGAGAAUAUGUCCCAUGGCUAUAUUGUUAUGACCCCGUCAUGGAUGUCUGGGCUCGAAAACAAGAUAUGAACACAAAACGCGCCAUCCACACUUUGGCUGUAAUGAAUGAUCGCUUGUAUGCAAUUGGAGGAAAUCAUUUGAAAGGUUUCUCCCACCUCGAUGUAAUGCUCGUGGAAUGCUAUGAUCCAAAAGGUGACCAGUGGAAUAUUCUCCAAACUCCCAUUUUGGAGGGUCGCAGUGGUCCUGGCUGUGCAGUGCUUGAUGACAGCAUUUACCUUGUAGGAGGCUAUAGCUGGAGUAUGGGAGCCUACAAGUCAUCUACAAUAUGCUACUGUCCAGAAAAAGGCAGCUGGACAGAACUCGAAGGAGAUGUAGCAGAACCGCUGGCAGGCCCAGCCUGUGCAACAGUUAUCCUGCCCGCCUGUGUACCUUACAACAAAUAA
Hippopotamus amphibius kiboko is the source of this 1887-nucleotide messenger RNA. It is a transcript of the gene KLHL14, whose product is annotated as kelch like family member 14. Lineage: Eukaryota; Metazoa; Chordata; Mammalia; Artiodactyla; Hippopotamidae. The coding region runs from base 1 to 1887 and encodes 628 amino acids. The transcript is spliced from 8 exons. The record is from RefSeq and is a predicted model, not a curated record. Gene Ontology annotation, molecular function: protein binding.